AUGCCGCCGUUGCAAAGCAGCGGCACGACGACAUCUCUGGCUUCUUCAACCACAACUACCUCAAUUUCCGAUACUGGGACUUUUGUCGUAAAUAUCACAUCACCCACAGCUGCCACCACUACAUCCGUGGACUCCGAGACGAGCAACUCAACCCUAGGCACCGGGGCUAUUGCUGGCAUUGCCGUUUCCUCCGCCUUUCUCAUAGGAUCGGCCUUAUUCGUCGCCUUCAUGCUACUCCGACGUCGUCGCUACCGACAUGGCCCGGUACUCAACACCCAUGAGACUGAGACUUAUGACCACGAACAGACUGUUCCUGCAGAAUUGCCUGACGAGAAACACAACCUUAUAAAUCCCCACACCCCGUCCACAGCCUCGGACGCAGGACAGGGCCGGCCAGUCUCGGACAUGACUCUGAGCAUGUUUUCACCCAGUCCGCUCAGUACGCCGAGAACUCCAGGCUCGCCGUAUUACUACCACGGCGUCGGCCAAGCCCCUUCGGAGUUGGCGGAUCAGCCAAGGGCUAUACACGAGAUGCCGGCAAUCAAUGAACGGGUCGAGAUGCCUUGA
Molecule: messenger RNA, 567 nt
Organism: Colletotrichum tamarilloi
Lineage: Eukaryota; Fungi; Ascomycota; Sordariomycetes; Glomerellales; Glomerellaceae
Exons: 1
Coding region: 1-567 (188 amino acids)
Source: RefSeq, a predicted model, not a curated record